AUGUGGCAGCUCUUAGCAGCAACAUGCUGGAUGCUUCUUCUUGGACCUGUAUAUGGUUAUAAGAAAAGAAGUAUCACAAAUCCUGAAGCUACUAUGAAUAUUAGCCAAAUUAUUUCUUACUGGGGUUAUCCUCAUGAAACGUAUGAAGUUGUGACCAAGGAUGGUUAUAUCCUUGGAAUUUAUAGAAUUACUCAUGGAAGAGGAUGCCUGAAAAAAACAGCUUCCAGGCCUGUUGUGUAUCUGCAACAUGGCUUACUUGCAUCUGCCAGUAACUGGAUUUGCAACCUGCCCAACAACAGCUUGGCUUUCCUUCUGGCAGAUCACGGUUAUGAUGUGUGGUUGGGAAAUAGCAGGGGAAAUACCUGGUCCAGGAAACACGUAACACUCUCACCCAAAUCAUCUGACUAUUGGGCCUUCAGUUUGGAUGAGAUGGCAAAAUAUGACCUUCCAGCUACAAUCAAUUUAAUCAUAGAGAAAACUGGACAGGAGCAGCUCUACUAUGUGGGCCACUCUCAAGGCACUACCAUAGGUACUUUCGGGGAAAAUCCGGAAGUGGCGCUGUGGCUCAAGCUCACGACCAGAACCCCCCCCCAAAAAAAAUUACAAGAUUCUCCACUCUUGGUAUCCAAAGGGCCCUGAUGGUGCUUUAAAUUGAUUUUUCAGGCACUGUUUGGUGACAAAAGCUUCUCCUCUCACACAUUUUUUGAACAAUUUAUUGCUACCAAAGUGUGCAACCAGAAGAUAUUCCAUCUUGUGUGCAGCAACUUCCUGUUUACCCUAACUGGAUCUGAUCCAAAAAAUUUAAAUGUGAGCCGCCUGGACGUUUACCUGUCACAAAGCUCCGAGGGGACAUCUGUUCAGAACAUGCUGCACUGGGCCCAGGCUGUUAAUUCCGGUCAGCUCCAAGCUUAUGACUGGGGAAGCCCUGACAAGAAUAUGAUGCAUUUCCAUCAGUCUACGCCUCCAUUUUACAACGUUACUAGGAUGGAAGUGCCCAUGGCAAUCUGGAGUGGUGGACAGGAUGUCGUGGCUGAUAUUAAGGACACUGAAGAGUUACUUCCUAAAGUUGCAAACCUUAUUUAUUACAGGAAUAUUCCACACUACAAUCACAUGGAUUUUUGGCUUGGAAAGGAUGCACCACGAGAAAUUUACCAAGACCUCAUUAGAAUGAUAGAGGAGCAUUAA
Messenger RNA from Dipodomys ordii (Ord's kangaroo rat), 1185 nucleotides. It is a transcript of the gene Lipk, whose product is annotated as lipase, family member K. The transcript is spliced from 9 exons. Gene Ontology annotation, biological process: lipid metabolic process. The record is from RefSeq and is a predicted model, not a curated record. Gene Ontology annotation, cellular component: intracellular membrane-bounded organelle. Lineage: Eukaryota; Metazoa; Chordata; Mammalia; Rodentia; Heteromyidae. Gene Ontology annotation, molecular function: hydrolase activity, acting on ester bonds.